CGCCGGCUGCGCGCCUGAGGGGUCGCACAGCGCCCUCACCAGGCCCUCGCGUCCCCGCUCGCCGCUCGGAGGCCCCGGCGGCCCCAGGUGCGCCCCUCUGAGGAAGCCUGACUCGGCGACCGCUUCGCCCCUGAGACCCCAGCCGCCGUCGGGUCUCCCCGCGGCGCCCGGGUCUUGCCUUGGGUCUGCAGACGGGAAGGGGGCUGCGGACCCCCUAGGCAUCCCCUUGGGGGCGGCAGAAGCCCUGUCCAGUCAGCCCUUGGGGUGGCGGGAGCCCCUGGUCAGAAGGUUGGGGUCGGCGGGACCCCUUAGCGGGUCGGGGUCGGCGGUGUCCCUGGUCAGCGGGUUGGGGUCGGCGGGACCCUCGGCCUGGGCCCGAGCCGGGCGGGCCACCAGCCUCACUGGCCGCGUCGUUGCAGGCGUACAGCUCCCUCCUCGCGCGGGGGGCAGGUCCUGUCGGUGGACAUGGAGGAAGUGGACAUGGAGGAGGCCCCUCUGGUGGGCGGGAUGUCCAGCCCUGAGGAUGAGAUCGCGACGGAGAUUUUCAGGGCAGGCAGUCCUUUUGCGUCUGAAAGCGUCGCCCUAAUGGCCCCGGUGGUGGCGAAGGAUGAGGAAGACGAGUUCCAGGUCUUCAAAGACGCCUACCUGGGCUCCGCUGACCCCGAAGGGCCGCUGCUGCACGCGUUCAACCCCCCGCUGAACGUGGACUGUGAGGGCGAAGUCCGGGUGGAGCUCCUGGCCGACGGGGACGAGAUGGAGCACGAGGAGCUCCCGGGAGGGUACCCGGGUCUCCCCGGGCUCCACCCGCUGGAGGACGCAGUGCUGCCCGCCGCCCCGCAGCUGCCCGCCUACGAUGAGCACUUCCUGUCCUCCCUGCUGACCCUCCACCGGAGCCCGGCCGUGGUGCCCCUGAGCGCCUGGGCCAGGGACGGAGCCGCCCACCCUGGUGUCCGGGUUGGAAUGAAGGAAGCAAGUGGUGCUCCUCUGAGUAACGAUCCUGAGGAAGGCACUUUCCAGAACCCUCCUGCCCAGGAGCCCUGUUUCAAGUUCCCGCCAUCACAGGAAGCAGAGGACGCUUCUGGCUUCUCUCUCAAGAAAGACUCCGACCCGAUGCUUGAUAAUGGAACCUUACGACCCACAGUCAGUGGGUCCACCCUCCCCCGAGGGUCAGCUCUUCCAGGACCACCAAGAAUGACUUUGGCCAGGUAAGGAUUAAAAG
Molecule: messenger RNA, 1219 nt
Organism: Manis pentadactyla (Chinese pangolin)
Lineage: Eukaryota; Metazoa; Chordata; Mammalia; Pholidota; Manidae
Gene: TESMIN
Product: testis expressed metallothionein like protein
Exons: 3
Coding region: 466-1209 (247 amino acids)
Source: RefSeq, a predicted model, not a curated record